This is a messenger RNA of Tachyglossus aculeatus (Australian echidna), 5482 nucleotides long. RefSeq names its product L1 cell adhesion molecule (gene L1CAM). Gene Ontology annotation, molecular function: protein binding. The transcript is spliced from 28 exons. The record is from RefSeq and is a predicted model, not a curated record. The coding region runs from base 181 to 3957 and encodes 1258 amino acids. Gene Ontology annotation, biological process: cell-cell adhesion. Lineage: Eukaryota; Metazoa; Chordata; Mammalia; Monotremata; Tachyglossidae.
CUCUCUCCCCCCUCCCCAUCCCCCAGCCCCCCAGCUUUGAGCCGGUAGGGGCUACUCUCCUGCCUUCACCUUCUUCUCCCUCCCUCCUGCCCUUCCUCCCUGAUCCCCGAUUCCCCCCUCCCCCCGCCCCGGGAGGUUGCCUGGAUUUAUUGACAAGAGUCCAUCCUGGCGCCGGGGAAGAUGGCUGCGACGCUGAGGUAUUCGUUGCUGCCGUCGCUGUGGAUUCUCCUCCUCUGUCGGCCAGCGCUGGUGAUCAAGAUCCCUGAGGAAUACCAAAUGCAAGACCUGAAUCAGCCUCCCGUGAUCACAAACCAGUCCCAAGAACGCAUCGUGGUCUACCCCACCGAUGACGUAGUCCUCAAGUGUGAGGCAACUGGCAAGCCCAACGUUAUGUUCCGCUGGACCCGGAAUCACGUGUUGUUCCGCCCGGAGGAGGAGCAGGGAGUGACCACCCACAACGGCUCAGGCUCCUUCACCAUCACUGGCAACAACAGCAACUUCGCCCAUCGCUACACGGGCGUCUACCGCUGCUAUGCCAGCAACGUCCUGGGCACUGCCAUGUCCAACGAGAUCCAUGUCGUGGCUGAGAGUACCCCCAAGUGGCCCAAAGAGAAGGUCCAGCCCUUCGAAGUGGAGGAAGGCAAGUCGGUGAUCCUGCCAUGCCACCCGCCCUCCAGCGUGGUGCCGCCCCGCAUCUACUGGAUGAACAGCAAACUCCUGCACAUCAUGCAGGAUGAGCGGGUGACCAUGGGGCACAAUGGGAACCUCUACUUCGCCAACGUGCUUACCUCGGACGACCACGCCGACUACAUCUGUCACGCCCACUUCCUGGGCGCCCGCACAAUCAUGCAGAAGCGUCCCAUCGAGCUCAGAGUCAAACCAACCAACUCAGUGAAGUUCCGGAAGCCACAUCUGCUCCUGCCUUCGGAGCCGAGCACCCGGCUGGUUGCCCUGCGGGGCCAAAGGCUGGCCCUGGAGUGUAUCGCUGAGGGCUUGCCCACUCCCAGCAUCACGUGGUCCCGGCCGAGCGCCCAGCUGCAGAAGGGCCGUGUGACCUUUGAGAACUUCAAUAAGACCCUGUGGCUGGAGAAGGUGGAGGAAGAGGACGACGGGGAGUACCGUUGCCUGGCCAAGAACACGGAGGGCAGCACGCAGCACACCUAUUAUGUCUCCGUCGAGGCUGCCCCAUACUGGUCCCAGAAACCAGAGAGCCGAUGUUACGGCCCCGGAGAGACCGUCCGUCUUGACUGCCAGGUGCAAGGCAAACCCCGGCCCGAGGUCACCUGGAAGAUAAAUGGGGUCCCCUUAGAUGACUUGACAAAGGACAAGAACCGGAAGGUGCAGGGUGGCGCCUUGAUCCUCAGCAACGUGCAGCCCAAUGACACCAUGGUGACCCAGUGCGAAGCCCGUAACACCCAUGGGCAGCUGCUGGCCAAUGCCUUCGUCUAUGUAAUCAAGCUGCCCACUAAGAUUCUGACCAAGGAUGGUAAGACCUACAAGACGGUGGAGGGAAGCACUGUGCAUCUGGAGUGCAAGGCCUUUGGAGCUCCCGUACCCAGCGUGCAGUGGUUGGCCGAGAGUGGGGUGACAGUCCUUCAGGAUGACCGCUUCUUUCCCUUCACCAACGGGACCCUACAGAUCCGCGAUGUGCGACACAAUGACACGGGUUCCUACUUCUGCCUGGCAGCCAAUGACCAGAACAAUGUCACCAUCUUUGCCAACCUUGAGGUCAAAGGUGCCACGCGAAUCGAGCGGGGACCCCGGAAUGAGACGGUAAAGAAGCUGUCCAAUGUGACCUUCCAGUGCCAAGCCUGGUUUGACCCAUCCCUCAAUGGCACCAUCUCCUGGCUCAGGGAUGGCCACAAGAUCCAGGAGCUCCCAGACAGUGACAAGUUCUUCUUGGAGUCUGGGAGGCUGACUAUCACCAACCUGGACUACUCAGAUCAGGGCAACUACAGCUGUGUGGCCCUGACAGAAGUGGAUUUGGUGGAGAAGACUGCUGAGCUGCUGGUGGUUGGGAGCCCUGGUCCUGUGAGCCAACUGGAGCUGUCCGAACAGCGGAACUGGAAGGUUCAGCUCUCCUGGGACCCAGCAGAGGACCACAACAGUCCCAUCGAGAAGUACAUCAUUGAAUUUGAAGAUGAGACCAUGGAGCCCGGCCACUGGCAUUUCCUCUCCUCAGUGCCAGGCAAUCAGACCUCCACCAAACUGCAGCUCUCCCCCUAUGUCCAUUACAACUUCCGGGUCAAAGCCACCAACAAAUACGGCUCCAGUGAGCCCAGCCAGCGCUCGGACACUCUGCUCACCCCCGAGGCGGUGCCAGAGAAGAACCCGAAAGAUGUCAAGGGGGAAGGGAAUGAGACCAACAACAUGAUAAUCAGUUGGAAGCCUCUUAAAUGGAUCGACUGGAAUGCCCCCGAGCUGAGCUACAGGGUGCAGUGGCGGGAGAAGGGUAAGGCAGAGCGCUGGCAGGAGCAGACGGUGAGCGGCCUAGAGCUGGUUGUGCCCCACACACCCACCUUUGUGCCCUACGAAAUCAAGGUCCAGGCGGUCAACAAAGUGGGCAAGGGGCCGGAGCCCCACGUCAUCAUCGGCUAUUCUGGGGAGGACUUCCCCCAGGUGGCCCCCCAGAUCAAAGAGAUAAACAGUGUGAACCGCAGCGCGGUGAAGAUCAGCUGGCGGCCUGUGAACCGGACGGGGCUCAACGGACACUUACGAGGCUACAAUGUCUCCUACUGGCGGGAGAAGGCCUCAUGGAGGCGUGGCAAGAGGCAUAUCCACGAGAGCCACCUAACAGUGCCCGGAGAUAGAACUGAGGCCGUCGUGGGCAACCUGUGGCCCUACAGUAACUACAGCUUCGUAGUGCGUGUCUUCAACGGGAAGGGCCCGGGGCCUUUCAGCGAGAAGAUAGCCUUCCAAACCCCCGAGGGAGUGCCUGGCCCCCCAGAGUCUCUGAGCCUAGAAGUCCUGUCAGAAUCGGAACUGAAGCUCACCUGGCAGCCACCCUUGAGACCCAACGGCAUCCUCACUGGCUAUGUGAUUGAACAUGAACAAGUUGUGAGCAGGGAAAAGUCACCCAAAAUCGAGCUCAAGGACCCCGAGGCCCUGCAGUACAACUUGAGCAGCCUCCAAGCCCGGACACAUUACCGCUUCUCCCUGCGAGCUACCACCAGUCAGGGGGAGGGCGAAGCCAUCCUCAAGGAAGGCAGCACCAUUCUGCAUUUAGGAUUCCCACGUUUGAAACAGUUCAAUACCGAAGUGGGGAAGAAUUUCACCGUCGUCUCCUGGGUCCCACAGGAGGGGCAGCGCAAUGUCGAGUUCAAGAUCUUAUUUGAAACCCCCGAGAGGGAUCAUGUGAUUACUCAAGUAGUCAACUCCAGUCAGAUGUUCCACACUCAGGGGAACCUGCAGCCCAGUACCCAUUACUACAUCAAGUUCCUGGGCCACAACUUCUCAGAGGAAAUGAAGCAAUUCCACCAAAUGGAGGUGGACACCAAUGGGAUGGGACUUGUGCCAGUGAAACAAGGGAACUUUGCCACAGAGGGCUGGUUUAUUGGCUUCAUCAGCGCCAUUGUCCUCCUCAUCCUCAUCCUUCUCAUCCUUUGCUUCAUCAAGCGCAGCAAAGGUGGCAAAUAUUCAGUAAAGGAUAAGGAAGACACCCAGGUGGACUCAGAGGCCAGACCCAUGAAAGAUGAGACGUUUGGGGAGUACAGGUCCCUUGAGAGUGACAAUGAGGAGAAGCCAUUCGAGAGCAGCCAGCCCUCUCUCAACGGAGACAUCAAGCCUCUGGGCAGCGACGACAGUCUGGCUGACUAUGGGGGCAGCGUGGACGUGCAGUUCAACGAGGACGGCUCCUUCAUCGGCCAGUACAGCGGCAAGAAGGAGAAGGAGGCCGCGGGGGGCAAUGACAGCUCAGGGGCUACCUCUCCCACCAACCCAGUUGUAGCUCUGGAGUAAAGGGACAGCGGCUGGGAGGGGGGACAGGGGAGCUCACCCCUGCCCUCCUCCCCGCCUCUAGACUACGGGGACCACUCCCCCGGAGACAGCCGAGGGAGGACAAAAAUCAGAGUCUCCCCCACUCCUUCCCUCCCCGUUGCCUCUGCCCCUGGGGGGAGCGACUAAAGCACCAAGUCACCCCCUCUCUCAGCCCUUGUAGGGGACUGGGAAACCGCAGACACAGAUUUGGGGGGGGGGGGGCGGGUAAAUGGGCUCAGAGCUGGGCCCCGUGGCUCUGGAUACCAUGGCCAUUCCCGUUCAGUUGCCAAAACCUGGUCCGCCCAUGACCCCCAUCUGUCCCUUUCCCUUCCAGAGGCCUCCCCUAAAAAUGUUCUCCUCCCACCUUGGCCUGACCCUCCCUGCUGUGUCUGCCCCCCCUCCCGACCCCACAACCACCCACUUUCACCAUAAACCAGAGAGCAUGUUGCGGGAGGGGGAAGGGGAAGACAGGCCUCUCAUCCCGGAGGACAUUUCCAAGUCCCUCACACUCUCUACCCCAGGAAGGGUGGCUGGAGGCCCCUGUCAGGCUGAUUUGGAGGUUCAGAUAUAUCUGACUUCCCAAAGCAGGGGCUGUUGCCUUGUCCCUCCACCCUGCUUCCAGGCCAGGGAGGGUUUGGCUUUGUACAGUUUGACUUUGCUAGUCUCCCAUAGCCCUUUCCCCCUUCCCCCAUCAGACUUUCUCACAGGGCAGGCUUGGGGGCACUGCCUCAUUAUCCCACCCCUCUGAGUUACCCUCUCCUCCCUGUCUCAGCUCCUUGGGAUUGUGGGGAAGCCAAGGGCCGUUCACCAGAGAGGAGGUGAUGCUCUUGGUCUGGCCCAUCCGGAGAGCCCAAGGGGCUCAGGAAAACAAAGGAAACCGCUUCCCCCCACCCCAGACUUUUCAUCCCUUACAAAACAACCCUAGUCCACGUCCCACACUGCUUCCAGGUGCAUCUCACACACAAGCUGCCUUUGUUCCACACACAACGCUGGAUAACACUUCAAGUGGCCUCGGUCAAACGUCCGUGAGCGUCUGACAUUCUCCCCCCCUUUCCAAGCCCCAGUCUUUCCCCUUUCCUCCACUUCUUGGGCUCCAGACUCGGGCAGAGGUGGGUAGAGGAGGAAACACGCAUGCAUAUACACACAUACACACACGCACGCACACACACACUCACUCACACAGGCUUCCCCAUCUCCCCCAGUGCACCCUUUCUGAAUGUAAAUACCUGGUGAUUUUUGAAAGUUUGUAAUCCCCGUCCCGCUAGUAUGUAGGCCAAUGUCUGAGUCUCUAGGUGAUUUCUAGGUUUCUAUAGCAACUAGCUUGAUGAUCCCAUACCAGAAAAAGAAGAAAAGAAAAAAGAAAAAUAGACUCUCCCUCUUCCGCCGCUGCACCCUCUCUUCCCCGUGUGUCCGUUUGGUCUGUCGAUAACUCCGACACGCUCUGUUUUUAUAUAUAUAUAUGUAUAUAUAACAGAAUUAUAACAGGUAAAUAAAACCUGGACAUGGA